Camellia sinensis is the source of this 816-nucleotide messenger RNA. RefSeq names its product F-box/kelch-repeat protein At3g23880-like. Gene Ontology annotation, molecular function: protein binding. The record is from RefSeq and is a predicted model, not a curated record. Lineage: Eukaryota; Viridiplantae; Streptophyta; Magnoliopsida; Ericales; Theaceae.
AUGUCGGACUACCUACCUAACAAGGUACUGAUUGAAAUCCUCUCAAAACUCCCAGUGAUCUCUCUCCUCCAAUUCAGGUGCGUAUGCAAAUCAUGGUGCUCUCUUAUCUCCACCCCCUCUUUCAUCACUUCCCACCUUAAUCACUCCACCACCACCUUCAACUUGAUUCUUCUUCGCCAAUACUCUCACCGCAAAGAGCGCUUCUCACUCCACUUCAACAACCAAACUUUCCCCAUAUUCCUAGACCUCAAAUGCCCAUCUUUGGCUCGCUUCAAAUACUACUUCAGAAUUGUUGGGUCCUGUAAUGGGUUGCUCUGUCUCAUCGACGAUUACUUCGGUUACACCAAUACCAUCAUUCUCUGGAACCCUUCGAUUCACCGCUCUCUCACCCUUCAUGUGCCCCGUGUUACCUCUGAAUCAACUUCCCCUUUUAUGUGUAUUCAUGGGUUUGGCCUUGAUUUGAUUAAAAAUGACUUCAAGGUUGUGAGGAUUUCAUAUUUGGGAUCAGAAAAUGGGUUUAAGGUUCCUCCUCAAGUCGAAAUUUAUGCCGUCGGCGAUCGUUCUUGGAGGGAUUUUGAUGGUGUUGUGCCACGUUUUGGCAUGGUUAAUUACUUUUGGUCACAAGCUUAUUUGAAUGGGAAGGUUCAUUGGGUUUCUUACAAGCUCAUUAACCCGGUUACUCGUGGUUGUUUUCUUCUGUUUUUUGAUUCGGGUAAUGAAGUCUUUGGUGAGAUUGAGUUGCCACUGAGUCUGGUUCAUGAGUUUCCUAGGAACAUGUUGACUACUAUAGUGGGUGAAUCGCUUUCAGUGCUAUAG